Suillus subaureus is the source of this 738-nucleotide messenger RNA. RefSeq lists its product as uncharacterized. The coding region runs from base 1 to 738 and encodes 245 amino acids. NCBI's taxonomy places the organism in Eukaryota, Fungi, Basidiomycota, Agaricomycetes, Boletales, Suillaceae. The record is from RefSeq and is a predicted model, not a curated record. The transcript has 6 exons.
AUGAGAAUGUUAGUGCCAACAAACUUGGCAAAGACAUUGUCGAGCUCAUCAAUGAAAUGGCUCCACCUGAUUCUACAACAAACCCACCUAAAUCAGCAGAACAAGAAGGUAAAAUUGUGGGAAUGGUUUCAGAAUAACUCAAAGGGAAAAGUGGCAGCUCAACAGCAUGCACAAGGCACUCAAGACCUCAAAGAGGUUGAAGUUUAUUCAAAACUUCACUACAAAUCAAAAGUCAAACCAUUAGUUUCUGAUGCACUCAAAAAGAAUCUUGUACAACCUACCCAGAGGCUUAGUGCAGUCUGGCAGCACACUACUGAUUGCUUUGCAGAUGAAUCAGAGGAGAUUAAGAAAGAAAUUUGGGAGGAGACUGCAUCUCAACGCUGCCAGAAGAUUGGGCAGUGUUGUUGGAGAGAAUCUGAGAACAAAAGAAGAAGUUUAUCACUGCCCAUGAUUCUAGGUCAAGUUUUUGAGGAACUCUCAGCAUUGACAGGUGGAUGGCACUAUAGUGUUGUCAUGGGUGGAGCUGACCCUCUGUGUGAAGGUGAUAUCAUGACAUUGAGCUACCACCAUGGUAAAACCGCAGAUGGUCUGAGCUUUGGGGCAUCUACACCAAACUUCCACAAACAGUAUCUAUUACCAUUUGAACAAUAUGUACCUUGGACACAUCCAUGGUGCUUCUUCACAGUGCACGCCAGCUCCCUCAUCCACCCCAAUCUCACCUUGUCUUCUACCUACUGA